AUGGCCUCAGACGCUAUUGCCUCUUUUUCGAGCCUGUCGAUUCAGUCUGUUAGCUCGGAGGUGUCGAGUUAUCCCAAUUGCUAUCCUGCUUUCAACCCAGUAGACAAGUACCGCGCGCACAUCGCAGAGUUGGUCGCAGAAGCUUCAGGGCUGGAACCGGCGUUUGUCUACACUAAGAUACUAUGGACGAACAUGCUGGAGAAGGGUGACUUGAUUCUCCCUGUACCGGCUCUACAGAUUAAGGGUAAGAAGCCACAAGAGAUCGCAGCGGAUAUCGCUGCCAAAUUCCCCAAGUCCGACCUGGUUGAGCCACCGGUCGUUGUUGGCGCGCAUCUUCAGUUCUUUUACAGCCAUAAACCCAUGACCGAAAACGUGAUCCGAUCGAUUUUGGCGAACAAAGACGCCUAUGGAAGCAACCCGAAUGUCGGUCUACGGGAUCAAAGAGAUGCCAGCAAAGGAAAGAAGAAAGUGGUGGUAGAAUUCUCGUCUCCAAAUAUCGCGAAGCCCUUCCACGCCGGACAUCUUCGAAGUACCAUCAUUGGUGGAUUUAUUGCGAACCUAUACACAGUUCUUGGUUGGGAAGUCCUCAAGAUUAACUACCUUGGAGACUGGGGGAAGCAGUACGGUCUGCUUGCCAACGGAUACGAGAAGUACGGCCGCGAGGAAGAGCUGCUCAAGGACCCCAUCAACCAUCUGUUUGAGGUGUAUGUGAAGAUCAACCAAGACGUAAGUGCGCAGGAAGGUCCGAUAAAAGAGCUCAAGGAACAGAUCAAGGCCAAGAAGGAGAAGAACGAAGAUGUUACUGAGCUGGAAAAGCAACUUGAGCCACUUGUCGAUGCAAGCUAUGAUGAAAAGGCCCGCCGAUACUUCAAGAGCAUGGAGGACGGAGAUCAGAAAGCACUUGACCUCUGGCGGCGAUUCCGAGAUCUUAGUAUUGAAAAAUACAAGCAGACGUACGCCCGGCUGAACAUCGACUUUGAUGUCUACUCUGGAGAGUCCCAAGUCAAGGACGAAAGUAUAAAGAAUUCCUACAAGGCUAUGGAGAGCGCGGGUGUGUCGGAAAGCUCUGAAGGCGCUGUCAUCAUCGACUUUGCAAAGCACAGCGCAAAGAAACUUGGAAAGGCCAUCGUGAUCCGAAAGGAUGGAACGCCUCUCUAUCUCACACGAGACAUUGCUGCCAUCGUUGAGCGAGACGAUGAAUACAAGUUCGACAAGAUGAUCUAUGUAGUGGCGGCUCAGCAGGAGCUUCACCUUGCCCAGCUGUUCAAGACGACUGAGUUAGUUGGAAAGAAAGACCUGGCAAGCCGAUGUGAGCAUAUCAGCUUCGGCAUGGUUAGAGGGAUGAGCACACGAAAGGGAACGGUUAAGUUCCUGAACGAUAUUCUAAAGGAUGUUGGAGAAAAAAUGCAUGAGGUCAUGCAAAAGAACCAAACCAAGUACGAGCAGAUCGAAGAUCCAGUGGCAACAGCCGAUGUGCUUGGAAUAACGUCGGUGAUGGUGCAGGAUAUGAGCGGUAAACGGAUCAACGGGUAUGAGUUCAACCUAGAGAACAUGACCUCGUUCGAGGGUGACACAGGGCCAUACCUGCAAUACGCACACGCGCGUGUCUGCUCUGUGACCAGAAAGGCCGAGAUCAAACCGGAAGAGCUAGGCGGUGCAGACCUGAGCUUACUUACAGAGUCGCAUGCCAUCGACCUGAUCCGCCUGCUCGCGCAGUGGCCGGACGUAGUAUUCAACGCCUCCAAGACGCUGGAGCCCUGUACGAUUCUGACAUAUCUGUUCCGAAUGACGCACACGCUGAGCUCGGGCUAUGAUGUCUUGAAGGUCGUGGGCAGCGAACCCGAGGUGAAGAUGGCUAGAAUGGCGCUUUAUGAGUCUGCCCGUCAAGUCCUCCAUAACGGCAUGAGACUUCUGGGUUUGAACCCUGUCAAGCGGUGA
Messenger RNA from Nannizzia gypsea CBS 118893, 1938 nucleotides. Its product is annotated as arginyl-tRNA synthetase. Gene Ontology annotation, molecular function: ATP binding; arginine-tRNA ligase activity. NCBI's taxonomy places the organism in Eukaryota, Fungi, Ascomycota, Eurotiomycetes, Onygenales, Arthrodermataceae. The transcript is spliced from 3 exons. Gene Ontology annotation, biological process: mitochondrial translation; arginyl-tRNA aminoacylation. The record is from RefSeq and is a predicted model, not a curated record. Gene Ontology annotation, cellular component: mitochondrion; cytoplasm. Bases 1 to 1938 code for a protein of 645 amino acids.